GCUACAAUUGUGCAAAUGAAAAUACCACCACACAUCUAAGUGGUCGCAGUUCAACAACUCAUCGCCAUAACAGUAUUGGUAUUACAACUAUUCAGCACAUAUCACAUCAAGUUCCUCUAAAUGGUAUAACCGCGCCGCCGCUUAAUCAUACAGAUGGCAAUCAACACAACAGAACCCAUAAAAUAAAUGGGUGUGUGAACGAUCCAGCAGAUAUCGUCUUUCUUCUCGAUAGAAGUCGCAGUGUCGGAGCCGCGAAUUAUCGUCACGGAUUGGAUUUCAUUAAAGAUUUUGCAAAGCACUACAAAAUAGGACCUCAAAAUGUGCAAAUAGGAGUAGUAUCAUUUUCUGGUAGUACAACAGAAGAAAUCAAUAUGAAGCAAUAUACUAAGAUACACGAUCUAAAUACAGCCAUAGAUAAUAUUACAUAUCCCAGUCAGCAUGGCGGAACUCAUACAUCAACUGCAUUGCAAUACAUCCGAGAAAAUGGUUUCACUCAUAAAUCUGGGGAAAGACCACAUGUGCCAAAUUUUCUCGUUGUAAUUACUGAUGGUAACUCUCGACCACCAGAAUUCUAUCCUGACAAAGAAGCGGCUAAAUUACACCAAACAAACAUAGAAACAUUCGUCAUUGGAAUUGGUAGUGUUGAUCCAAGUGAACUGAGACUGAUUGGCACGGACGACAAACAUGUCUACACAGUGACAGAUCAUUUAGAUUUACAUAUACCGUUACGUCAUAUCCGAUGUGAAAAUUUCAAAACAUUACCACCAACCACAUUAGAAACUACAACCAAACCAGCCAUUACAACAACAACUACGAAAGUUACAACUACCAAAACAACUGUACGGACUACUACAUUGUCAACAACUAGUUCUUCAAUCCCAAGUACAACACCAAUAUCAACAACACUAAAGACAACACAAACAACAACACCAACGCCAACAACACAGACAACGACACAAACAACAACAACACCAAUUCCAACACAGACAACCUUAUCAACAACAAAAGCAAAGGGUUUAGUAGAAUGUAUGGGAUGUAAGCGGAUAGCGGAACCUCACGACUGUGAAAAAGUAAUAACAUGUGCUGAACAUGAGCAAUGUUCAACAGACUUCUACAUUACUCCACAAGGACACGUAUUUUAUGACCUUGGAUGCAGAACAAAUCGAGUCUGCGAUGCCAUUUCUAAAUACGGAAAGAGAGAUACCGUUCAGAAACGCCAAGAUGGAAACUUAUACGUAUGCCAGGAAUGUUGUAAUACGGAACACUGUAAUCGGUUUGGUUGCAUAGAUAAAGCUAAGCUGAAUAGAACUGUUUGUUUUAACUGCGUAGACGUGUCCAAACCAAGUGACUGUGAUGUAAUUGAAAUAUGUGAUGUCGAUAAGAAAUGCUUUGCAAGACAUUACAUUACUGAUAUGUUCGUGGAAAGGUGGAGAUUGGGAUGUGAAGAUAAACGGAAAUGUACAGAUAUCGCUAAGUAUUCCAUGUAUGCAGGUCACCCUAAAACCAAGAAACAAGUAAUAGGUGGAUCUGAUGGGUUUGACUUGUGUUACUAUUGUUGUGACGACAACUUCUGUAAUAAGAAAGAUUGUGAAAAAGGAAAACUAAGUACAGCAGUUCAAAAAAUGAUGACAACACAGACAUAUAUAUCGACUAAGAAGAUGGGACUGUAUACUUCUCCAAGUACGCCAUAACAUCAAAUGCACACACACAAGCAUUUUUCAACUUUGUAACUGCCGUACGUCUUGUAUAAAAAUGAGAAGCAGAAAUAAAAAAAAAAUAUAA
Molecule: messenger RNA, 1782 nt
Organism: Mytilus trossulus (common blue mussel)
Lineage: Eukaryota; Metazoa; Mollusca; Bivalvia; Mytilida; Mytilidae
Exons: 12
Coding region: 372-1691 (439 amino acids)
Source: RefSeq, a predicted model, not a curated record